Acanthosepion pharaonis is the source of this 1314-nucleotide messenger RNA. NCBI's taxonomy places the organism in Eukaryota, Metazoa, Mollusca, Cephalopoda, Sepiida, Sepiidae. The record is from the annotation of a GenBank genome assembly.
AUGAAGUUUGUUCUUAUAAUAUUGCUUUUGUGUUUACAAUCAACACUGCAGCAGCCUGCUGGAUCCGGCGGUAGAAGAACAUUAGUUUUGGUUGAUAGUUGGUCUUUGCGAGAAACGCAUUCUAUUUUCUUUAGAAUGUUACGAGACCGUAACUUUGAACUUACAUUCAAAACUGCUGAUGAUUCUUCUUUGGCACUAAUAAAGUAUGGAGAAUUUUUGUAUGAUCACUUGAUCAUUUUCUCGCCAUCUGUUGAAGAAUUUGGUGGCUCGGUUGAUAUUGCUGCCAUCACAAACUUUAUUGACAAUGGUGGCAAUGUCUUGGUUGCUGCAAGUUCAUCUAUUGGUGACCCAUUGCGUGAAAUUGCUACAGAGUGUGGUGUUGAAUUUGAUGAGGAGAAGACUGCUGUUAUUGAUCAUUUGAAUUAUGAUAUCUCUGAUGGAGGCAAGCACACCAUGAUUGUUGCUGACCCUGCUAAUCUCAUUGAUGCUCCUAUGAUAGUGGGUAAAGGCAACACUGCUCCAAUUUUAUUCCAAGGAGUUGGGAUGACAGCUGACUCUGAAAAUCCUCUUGUUUUGAAUGUUCUCCAUGCAUCUUCUACAGCCUAUUCUUUCAAUCCAAACAACAAAAUUGAUGAAUUUCCCCAUGCUGUUGGUAAGAAUACAUUGCUCAUUGCUGCUCUGCAGGCCAGAAACAAUGCAAGAGUUGUUUUUGUUGGGUCUUUAGAUUUCUUCAGUGACCAGUUUUUCACAUCUCCAGUUCAACAAGCUAAUCAAGAUAAAAUACAUAAAAAAUCUGGGAAUCAAGAAUUAGCAGCAAAUUUAGCAGAAUGGGUAUUGAAAAUGCGUGGUGUUCUCCGUGCUGGUGCUGUAACUCACCAUAUUGUUAAUAAUGUGAAUCCACCACCUGCUUAUACUAUUCUUGAUGAUGUGGAAUAUAGUAUACAAAUUGAAGAGUUCAGUAAUGGAAGAUGGCAGCCAUUUAAAGCAAAUGAUGUGCAGCUUGAAUUUGUACGCAUUGAUCCAUUUGUGUGCAGCACAUUAACAGAAAAAAAUGGUGUCUUCAGCACUCGUUUCAAACUCCCUGAUGUGUAUGGUGUAUAUCAGUUUAGAGUUGAUUACAACAGAAUGGGAUUUACUCAUUUAUUCAGUUUAACACAAGUGUCAGUAAGGCCGUUAGAGCACACUCAAUAUGAACGAUUUAUUCCUUCAGCUUACCCUUACUAUGUUAGUGCAUUUUCCAUGAUGUUUGGAGUUUUUCUACUCAGCCUGGUCUUUCUCCAUUAUAAAGAAGACUCCAAGGAGAAAGCUGAAUAA